UUUUUUUUUUUCAUUUUAUUAUUAUUAUUAUUUUAAACUAUCGAAUUCUAUGAGUCAUUUAACUUUACCUUUCACAGUUCAAGAUGAUCUUGAAGCAAAAGAAAAAAAAGAUGCGAUACAACAACAAAAAAGAAAUAAAAAAUGUAGACAAUGCAAUUCACGACGUGUUCGCAUCUGGACAUUGAUGAUUACUGCUUUUCUUAUAACAUUAUUCAUAGUCAACAAAUACGGUGAUACUCUUUAUUAUCGUUUUUUUGAUGAAAAUGAUUUAAUAAUAGAAGAAAACAUGAUUAUGCCAGAGGAGAAGAAUAAAGAAUUAACUUUAAAGGAAGAAAUAUUAAAGCGAAUUCAUACUAAUCCUAUAGUUAUGUUUUCUAAAACUUAUUGCCCAUACUCUAAAAAAGCCAAGAGAAUUUUAAAUGAAUAUAACUUAAAAAAACAAGCUUUAGAUAUAGUUGAAGUUAAUUUAAGAGAUGAUGAUUUCCAAGUAAAAAUGGUAUUAAAAGAGAUAUCGGGUAUAGAUACAUUUCCUAAUAUCUUCUUGAAUGGAGAUAGUUUAGGUGGCUCUGACGACCUUGAAAUAUUGCAUGAAAGUGGGCAACUUAAAGAAUUGUUAGAUAAGAACCAAUUACUAUCAAACUUGAAUGAUUAUUAAUAGUCUUGUGAACCCCUUUUUUUUAAUUAUUUAAACUCAGAAUAAUAAUAAUAAAAUAAGAUUUAUGCUAAAUAGUAGGUCUAUUAUUCCAUCAUUUAUAAAUACGAAC
Messenger RNA from Cokeromyces recurvatus, 764 nucleotides. RefSeq names its product thioredoxin-like protein. Gene Ontology annotation, biological process: cellular response to oxidative stress. Gene Ontology annotation, molecular function: glutathione disulfide oxidoreductase activity. The coding region runs from base 50 to 655 and encodes 201 amino acids. Lineage: Eukaryota; Fungi; Mucoromycota; Mucoromycetes; Mucorales; Mucoraceae. Gene Ontology annotation, cellular component: cytoplasm. The record is from RefSeq and is a predicted model, not a curated record. The transcript has 3 exons.